AGGCAGCGCCACACGCUCCGCCUCCUACGCUACGAUUGGCAGACGUGAAAAAACAAACCGGUUACUCAGUGUUUAUUGUACUGCCUGUGUCUACCUGGAAGGCUAAACUCAGGAAGAAAAACGUGUGACGCUUUUCAGUUUCCGGAAGAUCAUUUUAGCCUUCCUAACAGAGAGAAAAUGGAAACCUGAAAUCGCACUUUGAGCUAAACAGUCGAGCGUCUUCCAGAUAAUAUUAGAAGAAUAACCGGGUUGUACGAUCACACGGCUACUAACAUCAUUGGAAAGCAACUGGAUCUUGCUGGAGAUUGGAGAAUAUCCCUCAACCUCUCCCUUCUGAAUCAAUGGAAGGGUCUGAUAGUGUAGAGCAGAGCGGCAGUGACCAGCCGGAGUCACAGCGCAGACGGCAGCUGGACCGCCUUGACAGAGAGGAGGCAUUCUAUCAGUUUGUCAACAAUCUCAGUGAUGAGGAUUAUCGUCUCAUGAGAGACAACAAUCUCUUGGGAACCCCAGGAGAGGUAACAGAGGAUGAACUGUUACAUAGACUUCAGCAAAUCAAGGAUGGUCCAGAACAGCAGAAUAACACCCCCAGGACUGAAAGUGCAGAAGAACCAGGUGAACAACCGGAAAGCUCCGAGGAUCCUGCUGGUGGGGAUAGUCUCCUGGACUGGCUGAACACAGUGAGGCGCACAGGCAAUACAACCAGAACUGGUCAUCGUGGGAACCAGUCAUGGCGGGCAGUAAGCCAGACCAACCCAAACAGUGGAGAUUUUCGCUUCAGCCUGGAAAUCAGUGUGAACCGCAACCUGGCUGAACAGCAGGGAGCUGCUGAAGGAGAGCAGGAGUCUCCAGAGGGUCAAGCAGCAGCAGCAGCUGUGCUUGCAAAUGCAGAUGCAGAUGCAAAUCUUGAACCACAGGUCCCUAUGGAGACAGAAGUGGUAGAAGAACCAGUUGUAGAGGAGUUGGCUGUCAUAGUGGAACCAGAGCCUGAACUAGAAGAGGUUGUUUCACAGGAGAUACUAGGAGAACCACCCAGCUCACCAGCUGUCCCGCCUCCAGUUGUCCCGCCUCCAGCUGUUCCGCCACCAGCUGUCCUGCCACCAGCUGUCCUGCCGGUACAACCUAUACUUCCUCCUUCUCCACGCAGAGGACAAAGGAGAGCUCGCAGCCGCAGUCCAGAACCACGCAGGACCAGGGCACGUACAGCCAGGAGCCGGUCCCCUCUCAACCUAGAUCAGCUGGAGGAUCUCCCUAAUCCACGUCAUGCUCCCAGCUCUCAAGGCCUCAGCUCUGACACCAACACUCCCCCUGUACCUCCAGUGGAGGGCAGUUCUCGGACUCGACAACAUGUUCUCUCCAGGCAAAGCAAUGCUGAGAGUGAUGCUCAGCCAUCUAGGGCUGGAGCAGAAUCAGUCCCAGAGGCCCAAAACGUCAGAUCUCAGGAAGGAGAAACUGCUGGGGGGGAAGGGGGUGCAGCUGGGCGCCGGCCCCCUACCAUCAUGCUUGAUCUCCAGGUGCGUCGUGUGCGUCCAGGCGAAUAUCGCCAAAGAGACAGCAUUGCCAGUCGUACACGCUCACGCUCCCAGAACUCAAACAACACAUUUCUUUAUGAAAGUGAGCGUGGUGGAUUUCGUAGGACUUUCUCACGCUCGGAGCGUGCUGGUGUGAGGACCUACGUCAGCACAAUUCGCAUCCCUAUCCGGAGAAUCUCUGAUGCAGGUUUGGGAGAGGCAACCUCAAUGGCUCUCCAGUCUAUGAUCCGUCAGAUCAUGACAGGCUUUGGUGAACUCGGCUACCUCAUGGAUUCAGACUCUGACUCUUCAGAUUCAAACCGUGGAGCCACCACACCUGCGGAUCUGACUGAAGCCCUCAACAACCCAGAUGCUACCACUGCUGCGACUCCUGCUGCUGAGGUUGAUGAACCACCUGUGGCUGCUGGAGUCAGAGCAAGGACAGUUGAGACUGAUAUGGAUGAGGGUCUUGCCAAUGGUCCACCUGCCUCUGGUGGCAGGGCUCGACCUAGACCUCCUAUCAGCCUAGAAGAGCCCAGCUCACUGCCCUUCCUCCGACUCGCUCACUUCUUUCUCCUAAAUGAUGACGAUGAGGACCAGCCCCAAGGGCUGACCAAAGAGCAGAUUGACAACCUCUCCAUGCGCAACUUUGGUGAGAGUGAUGCCUUGAAGACUUGCAGUGUCUGCAUAACAGAGUAUGCAGAAGGUAAUAAGCUACGUAAGCUGCCCUGCUCUCAUGAGUACCAUGUGCACUGCAUCGACCGCUGGCUGUCUGAAAACUCCACUUGCCCCAUCUGCCGCAGGGCAGUCCUGGUAUCUGCCAACCGAGAGAGUGUGGUUUAGCUCAUAACAGACUGCAGGCCUUCUUGUCUCAACCUAAAUAAUCUAAUAUCCCAAGUCCGUAAGAGGCUUUGAGGAAAUGUGUCUCCACUGUUGAAAUGUAUUUCCUUCAUACCAUUUGUGAGUUUUAUCAUAAUGCAGUCACAGGUUUGGUUUGGGGUGCACCAUGCAGUGGAGUGUAUCUCUUAAGACAUUUAUUUCUACAGUCCAAAGUUACACACAAGCAAUGCAUGCUGUUUGAAUCAACCUGUAGUGACCAAGCAGUUGGAUGCAUUGCAUCAAGCCAUGCGCACAAGCAGACUUGUAUCUCAUAAAGAAUCCCCCGGUUGUAAAUGCUGCACACCUGCUGGUAGUUCAGGCACUUCAAAUCUGCUCUUUUGUAUUAGCUACCAAAUGGCGCCUUAUAUACCAUAAGGUGGGUAUUGGUACAAGUCUUAGUUACACCAGUUCAAAGUAUUAGCUGUAAAUAAGCUUGUAAAAAUAAUUUUGAAUCAUACUUUGUAUCAGUGAAUUGGUUUUGGAUUGUAAAUUAUCUCAUAUGAAGAUUAGGGUUGUAUUGACCACAAUUAUUCUCUAUCAGAGCAUCCCUAAAUUUGGUGUUAAAACUUAGAGUUGGUAUCGGUGUACACAGCAGAUCUAUUUAGAGAUUGUGACGUUUAAGAGGAUGUAGGACUUUUACUGGUUUGCCAUUUAAAGUGUGACUUGUACUCUCCCUUCUUUGUUCACCUGAAACAAACAAUUUUCAAGUGGCACCAUGACAUGAAAAUUUGCAGUGUGCUGAAUUGUUUUAAAAAGUAGAAAGUUGUACAGGCAUAAGACACAUGCAACUAGGUUACUUUUGCAAAGUGGAAGUUGAUUUUGGAAUUAUUAAACCUUUAUUUUUUAUUUUCUCGAUCAUUAAAAAUGAUCAAAUAGUAUUCAUACCAGAAAUUAGGGAUGUCUCAAUAUUGGUAGUAGAUAUUGGGUUGAUAUCAAGUUGCUGGCAUGUGAAUUUUCCCAACUCAAAAAUAUUAUACUAACAGGCAUGACAUGUCAGAAAUGUAUAUGUGGUAGCUUUUCCUUUUCACCCACAUUUACUUUUUAAUGUACAAGAAUGAUUUCUCAAUCAUUUCAUCCUGUCAUCCAUCAGCUACUGGUCUAAUUCUUUACUGUUCCACUAACAUAAUGGAUUGUCUUUAAUUAUUGACUCAUGAAUUAAGUUCUAUAAGCUGGUAUUGGUAUAAAUACAUGAAAUAAUCGGAAGUUGACCUAAGUCUCAUGUCAGAAUAUAACUUUUUACCUGUAGGUUCACCUCAAUGUACAAGUCAAUAUUUCCAUCAUCAAUCUAAAGGUUUGGGUGUUGGAUGUAUACCAAGUCUGAAAAGAGUCACAUCAUUGUUGUUCUGUAAGGCUCCACUAGAAAGUUGAGAUGCUCGCCCACUGUGCCCUCUUUCUGCCUCAUGUGCAGAUGCUCAUAUCAGUGUGCAAUACACAAGUGAAAGUAGGGGAAUACAAACCAUGAUAUAAAUGUAUGCUAUUGUUAAAACUGUUAAUGGCUAAAAUCUUAAAUGAAGACUUAUUUGAAGUACAUUUAAUUUUAUUUAGAGGUUCUGUAGGUUUUUAAUAGCACUGUUGAUAACAAGAUCACUGGCUAGGGGAAGAAAAGGGCAUCACUCUAAUGCCAUCCUGUCAUGUUUCUUGUUUCACUGUUUGAUGUCUUUGCCACAAUUAUUACUUCCCUUUGUGGGGCAUAAAAGUUUGAAUGCAAGACGUUGUCAUUGUUGAAUACCAUUAACCUGUAAAUGAAAUGUAUGUUCCCUCUGGGGCCAUUCUUUCCUAGUUUUGGCCUUGUUCUGUGACCCACCCAGUGCAGUAUGUUAACUGGGUGUUAAGAUGAAACUAACCGCUGAAUUAAACAACUUGUUAUGCUACAAAAUGCA
Messenger RNA from Thunnus maccoyii (southern bluefin tuna), 4267 nucleotides. It is a transcript of the gene rlim, whose product is annotated as ring finger protein, LIM domain interacting. Lineage: Eukaryota; Metazoa; Chordata; Actinopteri; Scombriformes; Scombridae. Gene Ontology annotation, biological process: ubiquitin-dependent protein catabolic process; random inactivation of X chromosome; protein ubiquitination. The transcript has 4 exons. Gene Ontology annotation, cellular component: cytoplasm; nucleoplasm. The record is from RefSeq and is a predicted model, not a curated record. Bases 342 to 2351 code for a protein of 669 amino acids. Gene Ontology annotation, molecular function: ubiquitin protein ligase activity.